UUUGCCAUCGCCGUGGUCCUCAUUCUUUUCAUGGCAGUUCUCAAGCAGUUUGGCAUCCUGGAGCCCAUGUCCUCUUUUGAAGGUAAGGGCCCACUUGAGGCCCCUCUACUGGCUCUGAUGACCCCUAUUUAACAUUUACUGUACACGCAAUAAACAUUCAAUGAAAGGUUUAUAACACACUAUAAUGUAAUUAUAUGUAGUUACAAGAACGUCGUUAAGUGUUUAUUAAUAUUAAUAAGUAAGUCAAUGAAGACACAUUUUAUACAAUGACAACUGAGUUUACUAUAUUGUCAUUCCUUAUCUUUUUAUACACCAGCCUCCACAGGAUGAAUUAUAGUCAAGUACAAUAAUAAACGCUUAUACCAGCUUACAACUACAUUAUAGAGUCAUAUAAAUAUGUAUUCAAUGUUUAUAUACUGCUUAUACAUGCUAAAUAGAGAGGUGAAGUUAAAGUGACAACCUUUAAACUCGAGUCAUGUAAGUCUUGUUGGAACAUUUGGUAAAAAAAAACAUCAACAACAUAUUGUUGCUUUAUUUCCAAAUUUGGUGAUGAACUGAAAGAUAAAGUGUUCCUUCCUCUACUUCCUCCCACUUCUAACAGUAAUUAUCUACGAGUCACCUUUUCUUUAAGUUUAGCUGGUGUAUAAUACAUAAUGAUAUGAAUAUAUUUUUUGCUAACUUUAAAUAAAAUAAUUGCCCCCUGCAUCCCUAACUGACCACACAUGUUUUCCGUGUACAGCAUCCUCGAAUGAGUUUGAAUUCAAUUAUUACACAUGGUUAUGAAUUGAACUACCCAGCAGCCUAUUAAGACCCCUAAUAUCUUGCCUACACAUUAAUGCAUCAGUGAUGAUAAUAAACCAAUAAAAUACAUACUUUUUUUUACGUAAGUAAUAUUCAAAGCCUUUUUAUAUUUUAAUGUUGAUUGUUUUAUCAAGGUAAGGGGUGGGAGUACUUCCACCACUAUGAUCAAGUAUUUUUUUCUAGACAAUUCCUCCUAUUUUAAUAGUAAAGUAAAGCCAACUGUAUUUAUAUUACACUGCCAAAGGGACAACAUUUGAAAAUUAGCCUUUCACAUUGUCCCUUUGUGUAUGUCCAAUAAAUGAAGCUGAUCAUGUAAUCUCAAUAUCGUUACACGUCAUCUCUCCCUGCUCCGACCCCUUAUUCCCUGUCAGCUCUCUAUUAUGUAAUAACGAAAAAAAUAAACAUUUUGCUACAGCUACAUUAGCAUUUAUUCAUUUAUUUUUUUCAUAAUUGAAAGUAAUGGACCAUCUUCAAAUCUAUGUAUUGCAUCAGUGUGGGUUAAUGGGUAGUGUUGUUUUGUUUGCCUACUAAGAGAUAUACCAUAAAACCUUGAUGGGCCAGUAGACGGUGUACAUGUGGGACAGUGAAAGAGACAUGAGAAGCUGCUCUCUGAGCGAUGCAGUUCCCUUUGAUUAGAGUUUUGGGCUGAACGCCAGCCAGUCAGAGUGCCCCGGAGUCAGUGAGCCAAGACAAUUACAGGAAGGCUCCAGUCGGCACAUUAGUGCUUCUCAUAUGGCUCUGCAUCACAAGUAAUAAAUACAACAAAAAAAACACCAGUAAUGUCCCUUCAUAAUUUAUCACUCCUCUCAAUCGCUCCAAUAUUAAACCCACCAAAAACAACCCCACUCAUCUUCCUCCUCCUCCUCCCACUGUGGCGGGGCCUACACCCCGGUUUAGCAUUACUUCCCAUCAAUUAUACAUGCAGUAUCGAACAGGCUUUCUCUGAGGCCGCCUAAAUUUGGAGCCUGGAGUACUCCUCCAGGACUCUGAAGGACACCGGCCAUCCCUCAGCAGCCUCCCAAGCUCUCAUCAUGCGUCUUCAGUCCUGAUUCCAGCCACUUCCUUACUUCAUCACCUCCUCGUGAUACUGCAGCUUCAGUAUCUCAUCAACAUUUUAACUUGUUUGGCAGCAGAUAUUUUACAUUUGUUGUCUCUCUCCAAAUGUUCACCUGUCUUCAUGUCGGAAAACAGCUGAGAAGUAACUCAUGAUGGUCGUACUUUUCAGGGUCCAGACGUUGAGCUCUUAGCUGACCGGCCUUGGUCAGAAAUAGACUCUAAACGCAGCCCUGCGAUACAUUUCAGCUUAGCGGUGAUCACAGUUGUUUUUGAGGCUCUCGCUACUGAUUCAGUUCUGCAGUCAAUUCGUGAUGUUUCUUGCCUGUUAGAUAUUUGCCAAAUGACCUGUAGCUUGAGGCUGAGAUUCCACCAAAGACAUUGAGUGAGGUCAUGUCCUCUGAAUUAAUUUCUGCUAAUUUGAGAGGUUUAAUGACAUAAAAAGAUAGUGAAAAAUGCCCUGAAAAUUUUAUUUUUCUCUUCAAAAACUCAAAUAUAUUCAUUUUAUAAUGCAAGACAAGGAAAAACAGUCAAUGUCUCACAUUUAGGAAGCACAAACCAUCAACAGUUAAUUUACCAAUUAAUUGUCAGUUGAUACAUGUUUUAGACUGAUUGUGAUAUUCUUUAAGAUUUGAAGUAUCUUAAAAUGUGUCUGUUUUUAGGGGGGAAAGAAUUUAAUGAAAGGGAUUUAGAAAACAUUUCCAUACACACCUUAAAAGAAAGAAACAGUUUUUCAUACUCCAUCAUAGGGAGUUAAAACAAACCAAAACUGGACUCCUAUUGAGAUCUUGGCUACUACCUGGAGCACCAUUAUAGCCCCUUUGAAACUAAAGUAGUGGCAUAAUGUAACUUUAAAAUGCCAGAUGUUAAAAAAGCUGAUUCAGGCUUUUUCUGAAAACUUUGGAGGGGUCUAGUGGUGUAAGCUGUGUUCCAAUGUAACUUUCAUAAGAACAUAAACACAAUCAAAAAAGAGAAUUAAACGCAUUAAAAGUAAUCUAUAUUAUAACGUAAGAAGAAACUCUUUUAAGUCCCCCUCCAUUCAAAAUAUAAAUAAUUGUUCGAGCAGAGUAUUUUUAUAAGUAAUAAAUAUGUCUGGAGGGGAUCUUUGAUACCGUGUACCCAGUUUUUCUACAUUUAGCAUCAGCAGCGCAUUAGAUGUCCUUUAUCAAUCAACAAUCCAAUCAGGUCUGGGAGCUUAUUUGUUGCAUUAUUUAUAUCAUCGGCACUCAAGAAAAGAUCCUUUGAUUUUUGAAAAUGCACACAUUGACCAACCCCUCGGCCCCUUUGAUUGUUGUUUCAGUCCCGUCCUCUCUGCUUGGAUGUCGAUUUUGGGCUCAGUCCAGCUUGGUCCUAUUUUGGGAAGACAUCUGAUGCCAGAGGUAGCCUUGUCUAAGACCUACAGAGGUAUUCUGAGAUUCUCUGAUACCGACAUUUGGUAUUUGUACUCCACAUUGGUGCAGGAUGAGUAACAUCGAUAUACUGUAAAGAGAUGUGAAUGAGUUGUUUCUUACGUUUAUUUGUGACUUGUUUGCUCAUUCCCAUGUUUGUCAGGCAUAGAUCAUUCAACCAGUGGGGGAAUGUAACUAAGUACAUUUACUCAAGAGCUGUACUUGAGUGCAACGUUACGCUAAUGUACUAUGCUUGCAGAUUCAGAUUAUUAUAAUUAUUAUUAUUAUUAUAAGUCUUUUUUUGCCUUUUGCCCUGGGUUUUGCCUCUCGGGUCACACACAGUCGACCCUGCCUUAUGGGUUGAGUUUGUGUCGGGGCUGUAUAUAUCCUGACAAGAAAUCUGCAGGUAAAACUCAGGACUGAAAAAAGGACUUUCAUGUUUCAGGCCUGCAUGUUGAAAAAGUCAAUAUUCUUCUAAAAAUCAGGUCUCUAAAUGAGACUUGACGUGAUGAAGUCUAUCCCUCUAUCUUGUCUUUUUUUAGUACAGACUGAGAUUUGGAAAACACUUGACAUAUUGAACGAGAGGGUAAUUCUGUGUCCCAUUGGACCCCAUAUGCUCGAAUCAAAAUACCUCAAUUGUGAAUAAAGAGAGAAAGAAUCACUUUUCUGAAUCUGGGAUGAUGUCACCCGUCCUGAAGUCCUGUGGCUGCACAGUCCCCUGUUGUUUCAUCGGUCUCCACUAGAGGGAGCAUGUCUUACAGGAGUGUGCGUGUGUGACACAGUAUCAAAUCUGUGUUAGGGACCCCAGGAGAGACGCGGGGAACAAUUAGAAAGUGGAUCACUGAGCUGACUGGGAAAAUGGGAUCCAGGACACCUGUUGACCUUUUCUCACCACCUUAUCUGGCUCCUUAAUGACAAACUGGCUAAUGUGUCACAUUUAGAAAAACAAUAUUACAGUCUUUAGUUAGUUUUGUCCCCUAAAAGCUGUGAUAUUUAGUGCUUUGCUGUCUUUUAUUUCAUUAUUUUGAUGAAACGGGUAGAAUUGCAGCUAGUUCCUUGGGGGGUUCGCAGGUUAAUUAGCAGAAAAGAAGAUGUGAGAUAGAGGGAGGGAAGAGAUGAGGAAGCUGCAGAGCAUCACUCAUUCAGUCAGAGGUGGAUUUUGGAAGUCAUUUUUUUCAUUUGACAAGAGUUUUGUCACCAGCUAGAGGAAUAAUGUUCAUGGGAGGAUUCCCAAACCAACUGACUGCUGGUGCCAAAACAACCUAAUGUGUGAUGUGACAGUUUUUGAGCUUCCUCUCUAUCUGAUUGGAUUUCCCAUGGAUUAACGCUGUAGUCCAGAUUUUUGGCUGGGAUUGUUUUUGUAUCUCUCUCUCUCUUUGGUGAUAUUUUUUACAGCAAUAAUCUGAUUCACCUGACCUUAAUAAAGGAGUUGGUCCAUCAGACUUGGUUGUGGAGAACAUGGAAAGAUCCAUUCGAGCAGCAGAGAGCAGGGGUGGGGGAAGAAAAUGCCAGUCAAUUAAAAAGGUAGAAGGGGGGAGCUAAAUAGAGUAACAUGUGGCAGAAAAGGAGUGAUGAGUGAGUGACACUGUUCCAGAAACAGGAGGGGAAAGAGAAGAAGACCGGAGAGAGUGAGACCCAAAGAGACAGAUGGAUUGAAAGAGAAAAAAGGUGUUUCGUUCAAGUCCAACUAUGUAAAAGAGGAAAGGAAAGAGAAGGACCGUGGAGGGGAAGAUAGAAGAAGAGGGGAAGAUGAGUGUGAGGUGGGAGACGGAGGGACUCCAGACUGUUGGCAUCGUCUGCCUGGUGAUCAUGUUCCUCAAACUGAUGCACCUGCUGGGCCUGAUCGACAUCACUGAGACCGAUGACAGCAGCGACAGUGACCUGGAGCUGUCGACGGUGCGUCACCAGCCGGAGGGUCUGGACCAGCUGCAGGCUCAGACCAAGUUCACCAGGAAGGAGCUCCAGUCCCUCUAUCGAGGCUUUAAGAAUGAGUGUCCCAGUGGGAUGGUUGAUGAGGAGACAUUCAAGACCAUCUAUUCUCAGUUCUUUCCCCAAGGAGAUGCAACCACGUACGCUCACUUCCUGUUCAACGCAUUCGACAUCGACAGAAACGGCUCAAUCCGCUUUGAGGACUUUGUCAUCGGCCUGUCGGUGUUGCUCAGAGGUUCGGUCACUGAGAAGCUCAACUGGGCCUUCAACCUCUACGACAUCAAUAAGGACGGCUGCAUCACCAAAGACGAGAUGCUGGCGAUUAUGACGUCAAUCUACGACAUGAUGGGGAGGUACACCUACCCCUGUGUGCGAGACGAAGCGCCCUCUGAACACGUGGACAAGUUCUUCCAGAAAAUGGAUAAAAACCGAGAUGGUGUAGUGACCAUUGAAGAGUUCAUUGAGACCUGUCAGAAGGACGAGAACAUCAUGAACUCCAUGCAGCUGUUUGAAAAUGUGAUAUAAGGAAGCCCGACUUUCACAACUCACACACAAGCACAGCUCACCCACCUCACCCACACCUCAAACUCAUCCUGCCGAAUAACAUAGGUUCUGUAAAAACACAGGAACUAGACGUUUUUGUUUUGUUUUCCUCUUUCUCGCUGCACUCCUUUAGCUGUAUCUUACAACUGCUUUUGGACUAAAAAGGACUACAGACAGAAGAAGGGAAGAGCUUCCUGAGUAAAAGAAAAAUCCCCGUCUGUCCAGUGUGGUUUUUUGUGUCCUCAAAUGAAGAAACAGAAGAGCUUCUUGUGUCACACAAAAAGAAUCAACGACAACCAACAAGGAAUGAAGAAGCUUACAAUAAUCCCCGGUCCUGAGCACACAAGGAUAUUAGCUUGAACACUAAUACGCCAAGUCUCUUUCUCACACAUGCACACACACACGCACACACAGACCUGCUGUUUCCUCAAGAGUUUUUAGAGCACCGGAUGAAGUGAACUAAGAGAAUAAAAGGAGAAAAAAAAAGAGAAAUGAACUUAAAGCAUGGUUGUCAUCAAAUAUGUGAUGUGGAAUUAGCUUGCACUACAGUUUUAUGACUAUGUAUUAUAUGCGCCUGAAGUAAAGGCACUGUAGAUACCUGCGCCUGAUACACCGCUGGUGUGUAUGUAUAUAUGUAUAGUUAAUAGUUGUACAUCACCUUGUACUGGUCUCAUCUGUGCUGCACUGGUUGAUGGAAUGGGACCAGAAGUGAAUAUUUGUUUUAGAAGUCUCUGUUUAACAUCAUGUUUAGGAGCAGUUCUUCAAAGAUUAAUCAAAUAUUUCUCCCUUUUUUUAUUCGUAUUUCUGAAGAUUAUACAUUUAGCUGGUCGGAUUGGAAAAGUGAGUCUGUACGGUACUGUGAAGAAAACAAGAGGACAGUUAAAAAGUGUGUUCCUGUGCUGAAUUAAGGCUUUAUCUGGGUUCCUCAGUACCUACGAGCAUGCUGACUCUUAAGUGCCACAGUAUUAUGUACAAUACAGUAGGACCUUUGUGAUGUCGGUUUAAUUAAAGACGCUGUCGACAGCUGCGA
Molecule: messenger RNA, 6744 nt
Organism: Anarrhichthys ocellatus (wolf-eel)
Lineage: Eukaryota; Metazoa; Chordata; Actinopteri; Perciformes; Anarhichadidae
Gene: kcnip3b
Product: Kv channel interacting protein 3b, calsenilin
Exons: 8
Coding region: 4992-5696 (234 amino acids)
Biological process (GO): regulation of potassium ion transmembrane transport; negative regulation of transcription by RNA polymerase II
Cellular component (GO): nucleus; voltage-gated potassium channel complex
Molecular function (GO): potassium channel regulator activity; calcium ion binding; DNA-binding transcription repressor activity, RNA polymerase II-specific
Source: RefSeq, a predicted model, not a curated record